AUGAAGCUUCAACAUAGCCAUCGACUGGUCGGAAUAGUCAUCACAUCAGUGGGCCGGAGGCGAGGAAUUAGAAAUGGAUUGCAUCUGCUAAGAAGCACUUUGAAUAAAAAACCCUCGAUAGAUAAACCGCUGCCCAAACAAAUUGGGGGCAAAGGCCAAUGCGAACUGCAAAACUCACAGUGCGAGUGCAGAGAGAUGCAUAUCCAGGCUUUAGCUACAGGAAUGUGUGUAAAGGUUGAAGAUGGUCUUUCCAAAGAGAGGAAAAUCGAGAUUUACAUAUAUUCGAGAGUUUGGGAGUUUCAAUUAAUCGUACCACCAAGAUUAGUCGAAGUAGAUCUACUUUUUUCGGCCAUCCUCCACCGUCAACCGCCGCCGUUGACCACCACCGUCCAUCGCUGCCGGAGACCACCAGCGCCUAGCCGCAUAGAGCCAGUCGCUGGCACGCAAUCCCCAGCGACACCCGCGCGAGCCACUUGUCCCGCCUACGUGCUCGCUCACGCCGCUGCCCGUGAUUCUCUGCACCCCGCUCCCUGCGUGAGGAAGCACGCGCUCGCUAGUCCGCACUAG
Messenger RNA from Striga asiatica, 567 nucleotides. NCBI's taxonomy places the organism in Eukaryota, Viridiplantae, Streptophyta, Magnoliopsida, Lamiales, Orobanchaceae. The record is from the annotation of a GenBank genome assembly.